GCUUUAUCACGUGACUUAACGACCAUCAGGUAUUUAGAUCAGGUGGACAUGACGAUUUAGACUUGUUUUCAGUGUAGUUUUCGUUUGUGUUUUUUUUUUUGUGAAAGUGUGUGCAUAACAUCGGUUAAUGAUAUUAAUAAAAUCGUAGUGAAAUACAUUAGGAAAAUGGAUUUGAUUAAGAUAUUAAACGAUCCUCGAAUCGUUGCGAAAUUCCAGCAGGUAUGCGGAGUCGAACGUUUGCCUGAACCGGAUGAUUUUGAAGAAGAGUUUGAAAAUCAGGACAAAAACCAAUUAAACAAUGGCACGUACGACAAAUACGUUAAACAAAGACAUAGUCACGAAUAUGUGCUUCAGCACAGCUAUAAGAACAAUAACAACAGAACCAAAAAGGCCGAUUUACAAAAAGAGGGCGUGCCUCCUUUCACGUCGGAUGACUCCGAUUCGGACAGUCAGUACCGGGGUAGCAAUCCUUAUAAAAUCACACCACAUAGGAUAAACAAUAAAUUUAUAUUUUAUGCAUUCAAGUUUGCAUCUUUCUUCGGAGAUGAAGCAUUUUAUUUGACGUUUUUGCCAUUUGUGCUGUGGAAUGUAGACAGUUCUUUGAUGCGAACAACAGUGUUGGUAUGGGGUAUUUCCAUGUAUAUUGGGCAGGUGGGCAAAGACAUUUUUCAAUGGCCACGUCCAACCACACAGCUUGUCAUACGGAUGGACCUAGACUUUGCCCAGGAAUUUUCAAUGCCAUCGACCCAUGCUGUAGCUGCUUCUUCAAUACCAUUUAUGAUGGCCUACAACUUCAUUUAUAGAUACCAGGUAUCCACACCACUGUUUGUAUGUUUGGCAGUUGUUUGGUGCCUCAUGACAUGUGGAAGUCGUAUGUAUCUUGGUGUUCACUCCUUACUUGACGUGAUAGUUGGCUGUCUGAUAUCUGUUGUUGUUUUUGGCACCGUGGUGCCCUUCAAGGACGAAAUUGACUGGUUCAUUCAGACAAAUCCUGCAUCACCGGUACUGAUGUUUCUACUGUGUGUCGCCUUCUCCACAGUCCUGUACCCUGCUCCGGAAAUCGGGAACCAGACGCGACCAGAUUGUGUGAAGGUAAUUGCUGCCUUAACCGGAUGCCUCAUGGGCCAAUGGGGUAACUAUUUCAACGGAAUGUCACAGGCAAUACCUCCAGAUGGUUUGUUUGAAGUUUAUCUACCGAGCUUGAAAACCAUUGCAUGUGCAAUACUGCGAUUUAUGAUCGGAGUUUUAACUGUAGCGUUAGUUAAGACUGUGGUUCAGACAUUUUCUGUGAAAUUUCUCUCCUAUAUGUUUGGUUUAGAGAAGGCAGACCGACAUCAUCCAAAAAUACAGAUUCCUUAUAGGUUUGUCACGUACAUGGCCGUUGGAAUCAUUAUCAGUUGGACUGUUCCAAUUUUACACAAUAAGUUUGGACUAGGUAGACCACAUUACUAUAUGGAAGUCCUGUAACAAUUGGCUAGCAUUAACAAGUAGCUUAGUUUGUAGUACUGAGGAUAAAAAACCUAAAUGUGAACAAAUUUUUAGUUAAUGAACAGGCAUUCUUUAUGUCAUUUUUGUUUUGUUUUCUUUGUGUCAGUAAGUCAAAAAUAUCCUGGUUAAAGUUUUGUAGACAUUCUGAUAAUAUUUAUGCUUCAAGUUGUCACAAACACUUUCCAUUUGAAGAUGUGUUAAAAUUUUCUUUGACACAAAUUUGUAACCAAGGUAGUCGAAAUCCUUUAUGAAAUAUUACAUGAAAAAUGGUCUUUAAAGCAAGAAUUUAUAUUUUAUGUCAACCAUUCCAGACUUAUCAUGAAAAGCAUUAAAUCUUACAUAUCUGGAUAUUUCUAUUAUGAUCAAAUGAAAUGUGUGUUGUACAUUUGUAAUGGACAUGUAUAAAAAUAUAUAUAAUAAUUAUGUUUGAUUAUCAACCCCCACACCCAAUAUUGGACUAUUUUUUCCUGUGUAUUUAUCCAUAUUUAAAAAUGUUAUCCUCACAUUGCAAAUAAUCAGUAAUGCCAAAAUUAUCCCUCGGUUUAAAGUGUGGCAGAUGCUGAUGGCUUUUAAUGCUAUUACAUAUACUGUAAAAGCAUAAAAAUUUUAUUUUCGCGGUGUCAGAAUUUUGCGAGUUUGAAAUUUUUUGAGUAUGUUCACGAGGUUUAACGUUCGCAAAAUCGUAAAAUAGUAUCUUAUUUGAAUUUGUUAUACAUAGAGUGAAUAUUUAAUAUGCAAGAAUUAAUUUUCGCGCAAUUUAGGGCUUUGCGAAUAUAGUGAAAAUUAAACCGUCGCGAAAUUUCUGCUUUUACAGUAUAUUUAUUUGUUAUUUGUUAUCAACCAGCAUUGAUUACAUGUAUUAAGCUUGUAAAAAUGCUAAGUAUAUGCCGGUACCUUUUAUAUCCAUUGUAUCUGAUUUAAGUUGAAGUAAUUUAGUUCACAACAGUCUUUUCUAUAGUAUCCUAUAUUUUAAGCUCAUCUGAUUUUUUGAAAAAAAAUGAUGAGUUAUUGUCAUCACUUGAGCGGUUGUCGGCGUCGGCGUCUGCGUCGGCGUUGCCUGGUUAAGUUUUAUGUUUAGGUCAGCUUUUCUCCUAAACUAUCAAAGCUAUUGCUUUGAAACUUGGAAUA
Messenger RNA from Mercenaria mercenaria, 2616 nucleotides. RefSeq names its product sphingosine-1-phosphate phosphatase 2-like. The coding region runs from base 166 to 1467 and encodes 433 amino acids. NCBI's taxonomy places the organism in Eukaryota, Metazoa, Mollusca, Bivalvia, Venerida, Veneridae. Gene Ontology annotation, biological process: phospholipid dephosphorylation; sphingosine metabolic process. Gene Ontology annotation, molecular function: sphingosine-1-phosphate phosphatase activity. Gene Ontology annotation, cellular component: endoplasmic reticulum membrane. The record is from RefSeq and is a predicted model, not a curated record. The transcript has 3 exons.